UCUGCGCAGCGUUCCCACAAUGCAGUGCGGCUGAGCGCCUCGGAGCCCGCGGGGGAGCUGCGGCCGGGAUCCGGGCUGAGGCGGCGGCGGCAGCGGCGGCAGCGGGAAGUGGGCUGCGGCGGGCCCGCGGCGUCGGGCCGUGCGGAUGUCGGGCUGGGCGGACGAGCGCGGCGGCGAGGGCGACGGGCGCAUCUACGUGGGGAACCUUCCGACCGACGUGCGAGAGAAGGACCUGGAGGACCUGUUUUACAAGUACGGCCGCAUCCGCGAGAUCGAGCUCAAGAACCGGCACGGCCUCGUGCCCUUCGCCUUCGUCCGCUUCGAGGACCCGCGGGAUGCUGAAGAUGCAAUUUAUGGAAGAAAUGGUUAUGAUUAUGGCCAGUGUCGACUUCGUGUGGAAUUCCCCAGGACUUUCGGAGGUCGGGGUGGGUGGCCCCGUGGUGCAAGGAAUGGGCCUCCUACAAGACGGUCUGAUUUCCGAGUUCUUGUUUCAGGACUUCCUCCAUCAGGCAGCUGGCAGGACCUGAAAGAUCACAUGCGUGAAGCUGGGGAUGUCUGUUAUGCAGAUGUACAAAAAGACGGAAUGGGGAUGGUUGAGUAUCUGAGAAAAGAAGACAUGGAAUACGCUCUGCGUAAACUGGAUGAUACAAAAUUCCGCUCUCACGAGGGUGAAACUUCAUACAUCCGAGUUUAUCCUGAGAGGAGUACCAGCUAUGGCUACUCAAGGUCCCGGUCUGGGUCCAGGGGCCGUGAUUCUCCGUACCAAAGCAGGGGCUCUCCACACUACUUCUCUCCUUUCAGGCCUUACUGAGGAAGGGGGUGGGAAGUUUUUCUAUUUUUUAGAUGCCCUGAGCUGCUUUGUGCUCAGAAUCUACAUUCCAGAUUGAUAAUUUAGUGUCUUAGGAGAUUUUCUAUUUUCUUUCUUUCUUUUUUCUUUUUUAAGGAACUACAUAAUUUCAACCAGGGCCACCAUACUAGCAGUAAAAUGUUUUAGACUGCAGAAAUAGAAGUUGUGGCUUUGGUUCAGAACAAGUUGUAUAUUUUUCACCCCUGAUUAUGGGAUAGAAAUCAGUGCUGUAUCUUUGUGGGCUGCUCUGCUCUGGAGAUCAGCAGUUACGACGACUGAGUCGCUCAUUUUGUUGAGAAAUAUAUUUUAAACGUUUAGUAA
This is a messenger RNA of Alexandromys fortis (reed vole), 1168 nucleotides long. It is a transcript of the gene Srsf9, whose product is annotated as serine and arginine rich splicing factor 9. Bases 146 to 811 code for a protein of 221 amino acids. Gene Ontology annotation, molecular function: mRNA binding. Gene Ontology annotation, cellular component: nucleus; cytoplasm. The transcript is spliced from 4 exons. The record is from RefSeq and is a predicted model, not a curated record. NCBI's taxonomy places the organism in Eukaryota, Metazoa, Chordata, Mammalia, Rodentia, Cricetidae.